Messenger RNA from Pyricularia grisea, 2187 nucleotides. RefSeq lists its product as uncharacterized. Lineage: Eukaryota; Fungi; Ascomycota; Sordariomycetes; Magnaporthales; Pyriculariaceae. Gene Ontology annotation, cellular component: vacuolar membrane. Gene Ontology annotation, biological process: amino acid transmembrane transport. Gene Ontology annotation, molecular function: amino acid transmembrane transporter activity. The transcript has 9 exons. The record is from RefSeq and is a predicted model, not a curated record. Bases 506 to 2065 code for a protein of 519 amino acids.
UAUUCAUCAGUUCAACAACGGAGAUAUUUAUUUCUCUCGCGCCACCCCCAACGCGUACCCAUUAAAGGCAUACCCCGACCUGUCGCAAACUGAGCUUCUCUGGUCGCCUUUUUUCUUUUGUUUCCUGGCCGACCUAGACUCAGACUAGAGCAGCUGUCGGAAACCGAGGCGCAUUCGUUCCUGCCGCUAUUUUGUACCGCAAGCCCACGAUUAAGCUCGGAAAGACCGCCUCGAUUGCGUGCUCAAAGUCAAACUAACCCUGCGUCAAGCUGUCGUCUCAUAUCCCCACCUCUUCCCUAGCAGCACCAUUUUACACUAUCUGCGCAACAUUGCAGGUAUACAUCAGCAAUAAAUAGUCUUGCCAAGCAGGGGCCAGCUUUUUCGAAUUAGCCGUCGCAGCAGAAAUUGUUGCGAGGAGUCUGCCGCUACACUCCUGGACCUACUUAGAUUUACUUGAAGGUGCUCCUAUAUCUCAAGCAAACUAGUCUAUAACACAGGAUUAGCCAUGUCCAAAGAAAGCAAUCGAGACAUAUCACCCGACGGGCUCACCCCUUCACCUCCAGAUCUUCGACAAGAUGGAGGUAACGGGAUUUCACUUCGGACACCACUGCGAGACUUUCGACAAUGGUUCGGUGGACCUGCAGUGACCAUCGGCCCCCGCAUCACUUCAUUUGUUGUCCCCUCGGUCGAAUCCGACUCUGAAGCCAGCUCUGAGCUUGUACAAAAACAGAUUGACAGCGAGGCAAAUGCGGGCAUUCAGUAUCGCACAUGUAGUUGGCAAAAGACGGCAGCACUCCUCUUCUCUGAGUAUAUCUGCCUGGCAAUCAUGAGCUUUCCUUGGUCAUACAGUGUACUUGGACUUGUGCCUGGACUCAUCUUCACUGUGUUUGUCGCACUCAUAGUGCUGUAUACAUCACUGGUCCUUUGGGAAUUUUGUCUACGACAUCCCGAGGUUCGCGAUGUUUGCGAUAUCGGGCAGAUGCUUUUCUGGGGCAAGAAAUGGGCCUGGUAUGCCACAGCCGUCAUGUUUCUGCUCAACAACACGGGUCUCCACGUGCUAGUGGGUUCAAAAUAUAUCAAUACGAUGACUGGGACAAACGCGUCAGUUCAGUGCCAGACAGUUAGCUUUGGCAUCAUCGUAGCCAUUGUCUGUUGGCUGUGCUCCCUUCCUCGAACCUUUAGCAUGUUGAGUAAGCUCGGGACGGCAUCGGCUGCUUUUACCUUCAUCUCGGUUCUCCUUGCUACCAUCUUUGCCGGCAUCCAAGGAGACCCAGCAGGAUUCGACUCGUCCAAGAGUGGCGGAAAUCCAAUCGUCACGGCCUUCCCGACAGCCAGCACCACGUUCGUCAUGGCUACAACUGCUUUCCUGAAUAUCAGCUACACGUUCAUUGGUCAGAUAACACUGCCAAGUUUUAUUGCUGAGAUGAAGGACCCUAGAGACUUUCCCAAAGCCCUCUGGGCCUGCACCAUCGCCGAGAUCUUUGUCUUCAGCAUCGUCGGGUCUGUCAUCUACGUUUACACGGGCAAUCAAUACAUGACAGCGCCGGCCUUUGGUUCCCUUCAUGAUGUCUACAAAAAGGUAUCAUUCUCCUUCAUGAUACCUACAAUCAUUUUCCUGGGAGUCUUGUACGCCUCGGUCUCGGCACGCUUCAUUUUCUUUAGGCUAUUUGAUGGCUCGAGGCACAAGAGCGAACACACAGUUGUAGGCUGGUCCGCCUGGGCUGCAAUUCUUUUUACCACCUGGAUUCUUGCCUUUAUUGUCGCCGAGGUUAUACCCUUUUUCUCGGACCUCCUCUCCCUCAUGUCAUCGCUGUUUGAUAGCUUCUUCGGCUUCAUAUUCUGGGGCGUCGCUUACUUCCGCAUGCGCCGUGCCGACCGUCGCAAGAAUCCCGACGAGCCACGGACAGCCACGGGGAUUGCGCUCAGUGCGCUCAACGUCUUCAUCAUUCUCAUCGGUGUAUUCUUCCUCACUGUCGGCACCUAUGCCACAGUACAAAGCAUUAUCGAUUCGUUCCAUGCAGGCGCUGUUGGAUCCGUCUUCACAUGUGCGAGCAAUGGGCUUUAAUGGUGGGUUGGAGUUUAUAAGGCUGGCUUGAUGUCUUUCAAGGGGGGAAGCGUCGGGCAUGCAUGCUUGGGAAACCUUUUUUAUACCCGCCGUAAGGUGUUACAUAUGGUGACGUUAAAUAG